Molecule: messenger RNA, 2322 nt
Organism: Chrysoperla carnea
Lineage: Eukaryota; Metazoa; Arthropoda; Insecta; Neuroptera; Chrysopidae
Gene: MTF-1
Exons: 8
Coding region: 1-2322 (773 amino acids)
Biological process (GO): regulation of transcription by RNA polymerase II
Cellular component (GO): nucleus
Source: RefSeq, a predicted model, not a curated record
AUGGCGACAUGGGCCAAUUCAAGUGGCAAAAUUGAUAAUACUGAUAAAAAUGACCAUAAUUUUAAUAAUAUUAUUGUAACACACGAUUUACAGGAUUGUAUUGAUGAUUCUUUGGAUAUUUUACCAUUUGGACAAUAUGAACCAUUAACCACAUAUAAUUUUCAAACGAAAAAUCAUGACAGCGAUAUCGAAAAUUCCGAUAGUCAAAUUAUAAAUGAUGGAAAAUUUCAUAAAAAUUUUGAUAUUCCUAAUCCAGAAUCUGCUAGGGAGGAUGAAGGAAGAUCAUCCGACAUCGAUCAUGAAUCAACAAAUGUUGACUUUUCUAAGUCUGUUUCAAAUAAUAAUAUCGUUAAUAAAGAUUCGGAAAAUUCACAAAUAACACAAAAUCGAUUUCCUUGUGAAUAUGAAGGUUGUACAAGAAAUUAUAGUACUGUCGGCAAUUUACGUACUCAUAUGAAAACGCAUAAAGGCGAAUAUAAGUUUAAAUGUGCAGAACCAAAUUGCAACAAAGCUUUUUUAACAUCAUACAGUUUAAAAAUACAUAUUCGAGUUCAUACGAAGGUAAAACCAUUUGAGUGUGAAUACAACUAUUGUGAUAAAGCCUUUAAUACACUAUACCGUUUACGAGCUCAUCAAAGAUUACAUAAUGGAGAUACUUUUAAUUGUGAUCAAAAAGGCUGUCAAAAAUAUUUUACCACUUUGAGUGAUUUGAAAAAACAUGUUCGUACGCACACACAAGAACGUCCUUACAGAUGCGUCGAAGAAGGUUGUGGAAAAGCGUUUACUGCUAGUCAUCAUUUAAAAACACAUAAACGUACCCACAGCGGAGAACGUCCCUAUUCAUGCACAAUCGAUACAAAUCAAUGUAAUCGAGCAUUUACAACGCCACACAGUCUGAAAUCCCAUAUGCGUACACAUCGACAAAAAAUGGAUCCGAAUCAAACAACUGUUGAUGAACAAAAUCAAGAUAAUAUACCAUUUGAAUUUUUAACAUUGAAUAAAGAUGAUCAUGAAGUUGCUACCAACUCAGUUGCUGAACUUCAAAAUUCUGCUUGGGCAAUAAGUGGCAAAUAUCCUAUUUCAUCAAACGAACAACAAAAUGAGAAAAAUUUUCAAAUUGAGGAUUUAUUCAUGAAUAAUGAAACAAAUAAUGCAACGAAUGUUGAUCUUUUUGAUAAUUUUACUACAGACACAGCAAGUACACAAGAUAAUAAUUCUAAAAUAAAAUCGAAAAAUUUGGAUCAAAUUUUAAAUAAUAUUGGUUCUACAAAUAAUGAUACUCAAAAUGUUUUACACGAUAUGAUGAAUUUAUUACAUAAUACAAACCAAACAGCAGUUGAAAUGUCAAUAGCACACGAAGAAGAGCUUCCAAGUCCAUGGAUUGAUGUAAGUGCCUUAGCCACAACGAUACCUGCCAAUCCUGUAAGCAUUUAUGAGCAACAAAUGAUUGAUGAUACUUUGAAUUCAUUGAGUGCUGUUCCUACUGCCAUUCAAUCUUAUAUUGAUUUACAACCGAAUUAUGUAUCACCAAAAUUAUUAAACACACAAGAGUUCGUCGACACAGCACAACCGAAACCUUUAACCACAGCUCAAAUGAAUGAAAUUAAUUUUGAAGAGCAAGUUAUUAACACUGAAUUUGUAAAUUUUGAAGAAAAUUUAAUAACUCAAGAUAAUAAUAUGGAAUAUUUAUUAAACACAACAUAUGAGAAACAUUCACCACCGUCAAACUUAUUGAAAGAUAUUACUGCCGAUGCACAAAUUUGUAGUUGUUCUGAUUGUAAAUGUGAUUCAUAUUCGAAUUGUCAAAAUUGUGAAGAAAAUCCAUUUAGUUCAGAAUUACUUGUUGCUCAACAAAUACCUAUACAAUAUAAUCCACCUGCACCGUUCGAAGAAAAACCAUCGAAUAAAGUAAAAGAAGAUGAUGAUAAUGACUUGUCAUCAACAAAAUGGCCAUCAGAAUGGUCCAUAGAUGAAUAUCAACAGCCUUCAUCAACAGAUACUACAGUCACAAGUCUGGAGGGUUAUCACCCGAACUCUACAAUCAGUAACAACGAUAAUAAUAAUGGAAUCCAUGUUUGUAAUUGUACAACACAAACUGAUAAAUCAAUCGAUAAAAUGAUUGAAAAAGCAAAUUCAAAUGGAUGUGAAUGCGAUAAACAAAGAACAAAUAUAUUGAGUAAUUGUUCUGAGAAGGAUCUUUUAAAAGGAAAAUGUUGUAUUACGGUUUGUUUAAAAACACUCAAUCAAUUACGCCAAAUGUUUAAUUUGGCAAAUAAAUGUUGUACACUAAAUGCUUUAUCAGUUUUAUCUGGAAAACAAUAA